AUGGCGGAAGUAAUCAGCAAAACGAGUUUGUUCUUCAAAGGAGCUUGCGUGAAUCACCACCACGUAGAUGAUGACUUCUCUGUCUCACCGGUGAGUUUCGGUUUCAAAAAGAAUUUCUCUUCUCUCAAGCAGAGGCCUCUUAGCAGUGACUUCUUUGGAAAACAGAUCCUAUAUACUCAAAGGAGCUUCCCAUCAUCAUCCAUUACCGCUCAGUCAACGCUGAGGAUUGGGACACUUCAGAAAUGGUGGGAGAAAGGUUUGCAAGAGAACAUGAGAGAGAUCUCUUCAGCACAAGAGCUCGUUGACUCUCUGACCGACGCUGGCGAUAAGCUUGUUGUGGUUGAUUUCUUCUCUCCUGGCUGUGGUGGAUGCAAGGCUCUUCAUCCUAAGAUGUGUCAGUUGGCAGAGCAGAACCCUGAUGUGCAGUUUCUUCAGGUGAAUUACGAGGAGCAUAAGUCCAUGUGUUAUAGUCUUGGUGUCCAUGUUCUCCCGUUUUUUCGAUUCUACCGUGGCGCUCAGGGUCGUGUCUGCAGUUUUAGCUGUACCAAUGCUACGAUUAAGAAAUUUAGAGAUGCGUUGGCGAAGCAUAGUCCGGAUAGGUGCAGUCUCGGACCAACCAAAGGGCUUGAAGAGAAAGAGCUUGUGGCACUUGCAGCUAACAAAGAACUCAACUUUAGUUACACACCGAAGGUUGUAACGGUUGAGAAAGAAGCAGCCAUCUCCACUUCAAACCCAGAUCUCCCUGUUCCUCAUCCAUCGAUGAGCGCCAAUGAUGAAAAGAGAUUAGUCUCCGCAGGGAGAUGA
Molecule: messenger RNA, 804 nt
Organism: Eruca vesicaria subsp. sativa (arugula)
Lineage: Eukaryota; Viridiplantae; Streptophyta; Magnoliopsida; Brassicales; Brassicaceae
Source: the annotation of a GenBank genome assembly